AUUUCAUCAGUGCGGCUCCUUAAUCAGAUCUGCAGUGCUGGUCAAACUCAGUCACGCUGGGCUGCUUGACCCGACACUUCCUCUGUCAGCACGUGCUGAAUCAAACUGACUGAACACUUACGACGCGUCUGUCUGAACUAACGUGUCACUUCAUAUGUUGGAUUUAGGCAUGAUUUUUUUGUGUGUGUGGUUUUGCAGCGCUGUCUUGCGGACAUUGUGACAUUGCACCCGAAAGUUUCAUGGAGAUCCGGUCGGAUGACAGCUGGAACUGUGGUUAUAACCGGAGGAAUUCUCGCGACGGUGAUACUUCUGUGUAUCAUUGUCGUGCUCUGUUACUGUCGACUUCAGUAUUAUUGCUGUAAGAAGAAUGGAUCCGAUCCAGAUGCUGUUUGCUCACAACCCCAGUUUGCCUGCAACACAUGCAGCACAUCUAGGUUGGACGGGGUCGCCUCUAACCCACUCUCCCUGUCGCCGGAGCCCACGCCACCGCAGAGCCUCUGCCCCACCUGCUCCCCAUACAGCUCUCCAUUUUACAUCAGCACCAUGGACGAAAUGCGGAACGGAGCCGAACGGAUCACUUACAUGCCAUCCCACUAUGACAGCCCGUGCCUGUCUCUCACCCUUCCCUCUUUGCACAGCGCAUCGCUGAGCUCUCGAAGCCGUCCAGACCUCAACUCCAACACGCGUGCCAUAAGCACUGAUGUCUGAUCAGUGACGUCCACCGAAAUCACCCCUAAUGUUUCUUCUGUGUACAAAACAGUGAAUCAAAAUUGAAAUCAAUAAUGUUUUAUAGAAACCGACAC
Molecule: messenger RNA, 803 nt
Organism: Sinocyclocheilus grahami
Lineage: Eukaryota; Metazoa; Chordata; Actinopteri; Cypriniformes; Cyprinidae
Product: protein FAM163A-like
Exons: 3
Coding region: 256-708 (150 amino acids)
Source: RefSeq, a predicted model, not a curated record